GCGCCUCUCCCGGUAAUGUGUUGUCCUCUCCUACAACGCGCGCUGAGUCAGUCGGGUGUUAGUUGUCCUAACUGGGUAUCGAGACAACGGCACUGGCGUCCCCCAGAACGUCGCAUUGCCGUAUCACACUGUGACCAGUAUUUCUCAACCGUGCGGCCGAUUUGUCGUGGAGUUUACGAGACGCUGCAUAUCGUGAACCGAACGUAGACGGACGUAUGCGCGCAUCCACGAAAUACUACCACGCCUUAGAGUAACAGCAGUGUUAACAUUAGUGCUUAGGAUAAGGCACGUCCUGUGAAAUCGGCCUGGUUUAUUAACAAAAACAGCAAGAAGUACAUAGUGAAGUGUCGGAUGAGCUGGAAAAUUCAGGGCCCUUAUCGAAAAAUAGACGAACGUCGCAUGAGUGGACAGAACACUCUUCAGCCGUUUUAUUCAAUUCAGACUCAAUCAGAUUUAGGUCAGGGUGUAUCGAUAGGCGAUAAUCAGUUACAAGAGGCUAAUCAACAAGUGGAAACUCUAUCAGUUGACUUCAGUCAGCUUUUCAUGAUGGUGCUUACAUGAUUACGGAACAGUAGUAUCAUGUUGUUUGCCCUUCGGUUGUUCAUGUUUCAUUACUAAGGAAAUCAUAUGUGGGCUGUUUGUCGGAGCCGUUGAUACGUGAGGUCUGCUCAUCAUAAUCAGGCGUCGGGGAUGCCGUAAAAGACUGAAGAAACCGUAGCUGCCAUUGGCAAAGGCGGUUGUAAUAAGCCGUUAUCGGUACAGAUUUUUUAUACGAUUGUGACCUGCCCGCUAAAGGCAACAGAAAGCCAUGGCUCCUUCAGUCUCUUUUAAGACGCGUUCACCAAGAAAAGUUGCUAUCGGAUGUAACACGCGAAUCCUUGUCGUCUCACCUGACGCUUCCGCCGCCACCUGGAGACUCAACAAUUGUUUGAUUUCUCAGGACGAGGCGAGGAUACGGCAGCGAGUCUUAUCUGGCGGAGUCUUCGUACUUGAUGUACUCGAAGUUACUAAGCUUGAUGAGGGCAAUAUAGAGGUCACUUUAGAAAAUGACGAAGGAGAUCGAAUUUGCGAGGAAUUCCGCCUCGAACUUCUAGAAUUGUAUCCUGAAGGCUGGUGCUGUAGUUUAAUUCGUGGACUUCCGGGACAUGUACAGCUAACGCGGGGAGCAGACGCAACGCUUCGAACUCGCUUUCUAGCUAAUCCAAAACCUGAAUUCACCUGGCUACAGAACGGCGUGCCAAUCGAACAGUCACAAUCAAUGGAUGCUGAUAACUGUAAGUCAGUUAGGCCUCAUGGUGACCUCUUGGCCCUAUUAUCAGGAGACAGUAGCGAGUUGCAACUGAAGGCAAUCGGAGAAAACUCGCCUAUUACACACUUUCACAUCUGCGCGAUCGUCGAUAACGACUAUGGUUGUGACUAUCGUACGGUCGAACUGACGGUCUGGGACGCUCAUGAAAGAGUUUCCAUUGAGCAGCUGGAAAAGUUCGCAGCACAGUACGUUCUUGAGGAGCACAUCAUUGGAACCGGUCGGUUCGGAACGGUAUACACGUGCCAGGAUAAGUCGAGUGGACGUCAAGUGGCAGCGAAGAUCAUCAAAACGAUUACUUCCAGGGAAAGCCUAGCCGUUGAGCGUGAAGUUGAAGUGCUCAAUCGAUUCCGCAUGCACCCCAAGUUACUCACCCUCCUCGGGGUGUAUCGGGGGCCAAAGGAAAUGAUUCUUGUUACCGAAUUCGUGGCCGGCGGCGAACUGUUUGAAAGGGUGGUAGCCGAAGAAUUUUGCUUGACAGAGCAGGACUGCGUGCAAUUCUUACGGCAAAUUCUUGAUGCUAUGGAUUUCGUGCACGUACAAAACGUAUUACAUCUAGAUUUGAAGCCUGAGAACAUCCUUUGCACUGACGCUAGCGGAUAUAACAUCAAAAUUAUCGAUUUUGGCCUUGCUCAACAUUAUGAUCCGUCUGGAGAUUUGAGAAUUCUCUUCGGAACGCCAGAGUUCGUUGCUCCGGAAGUGAUUAGCUAUGAGCCCGUUUCACCUAAGAGCGACAUGUGGAGUAUAGGUGUUAUUACGUAUGUCCUUCUAUCGGGUCUAUCGCCUUUUAUGGGCGACACGGAUGAUCAGACGUUCCAAAACGUUAUUAGUGUGGAUUACGAGUUUGACGCGGAUGCGUUCGAAGACAUUUCGUCUGAGGCAGUAGCGUUCGUGAAGCGUCUCCUCGUUAAAGAACCCACCCUUCGACCGAGUUGUGAAGAAUGCCUGUUAGAUCCGUGGCUUAGUGGAGACAUCGACAAUCCAUCGCGAAAAAAGAUCCUCAUAAAUACCAAAAAAUUAAAAUCGUUUGUUGUGCGCCGUAAAUGGCUGAAAGGAGCUAACGUCAUCUGUGCAUUAAAUCGACUCGGGGUCUUUCGCUCGAGUAAUGAAAAAGACAAAUUGCUUUGCGUCGAGCUCCCGAAUGACAGGGAAUAAAUCUUUACUUAUAGUUCUUUAGUCUGGUGCAAGAAUAGCCAAGAAUGAUAGAUGACAAUCAUUUUGUCCUUAUAAACGGUUCGAAUGCUGUAUAUGAUUUUCUUCUAACUAA
Messenger RNA from Varroa destructor (honeybee mite), 2573 nucleotides. Its product is annotated as death-associated protein kinase 2-like. Gene Ontology annotation, biological process: protein phosphorylation; intracellular signal transduction; positive regulation of apoptotic process. Gene Ontology annotation, cellular component: nucleus. NCBI's taxonomy places the organism in Eukaryota, Metazoa, Arthropoda, Arachnida, Mesostigmata, Varroidae. The record is from RefSeq and is a predicted model, not a curated record. Gene Ontology annotation, molecular function: ATP binding; protein serine/threonine kinase activity.